AUGGCUCCUCUUACCCCCGCCGAACAGGAGAAUCACCAAGCGCUCCUCGAUCGUCUCGACAUUGCGGCAGUUUCCCGUCCGUUCCGCAAUCCGAAUUGGAAGCCAUCGCAGCGUCGCAACAAGAACGUCAAGCAGCUUAUUUCUGAGAGCUCGAGGAAGGAGGCUUCUGUAAUGGCCACACAGUCUAAUUCCGGCGCAACCACCCCACUCCCAGCUACGUCCGCCAGCACCGACGGCAGCCAAACCCCUGCCGAUGGCACACCUCGAACGAACAUCGCGCAGGCCGCGCAGAACCUCUCGACACUGGUGCUGGAAAAGAACGCCCGAGCUGCAUUUACAUCUGGACCUGCCGUAACCUACACGAAUAUCGAAUCCGCACCCUCAUUGCACCCGUCGCAGCAAACCCGCUACUGCGAUAUAACAGGACUGCCUGCUCCAUACACAGAUCCUAAGACGCGAUUGAGGUAUCACGACAAGGAGGUCUUUGGUGUGAUUAGAACACUUGGUCAGGGAGUGCCGGAGAGCUAUUUGGAGCUCAGAGCUGCCCAUGUGGUUCUCAAAUAA
Messenger RNA from Aspergillus luchuensis, 564 nucleotides. RefSeq lists its product as uncharacterized. The transcript has a single exon. Gene Ontology annotation, biological process: chromatin remodeling. Bases 1 to 564 code for a protein of 187 amino acids. Lineage: Eukaryota; Fungi; Ascomycota; Eurotiomycetes; Eurotiales; Aspergillaceae. Gene Ontology annotation, cellular component: Ino80 complex. The record is from RefSeq and is a predicted model, not a curated record.